Messenger RNA from Hemicordylus capensis (graceful crag lizard), 5972 nucleotides. RefSeq names its product leucine zipper tumor suppressor 2 (gene LZTS2). Gene Ontology annotation, biological process: cell division; negative regulation of canonical Wnt signaling pathway. The record is from RefSeq and is a predicted model, not a curated record. Bases 390 to 2375 code for a protein of 661 amino acids. NCBI's taxonomy places the organism in Eukaryota, Metazoa, Chordata, Lepidosauria, Squamata, Cordylidae. The transcript is spliced from 6 exons.
CGUUGGCUAGUUUUUUGGGAGGGAGGGUGGAAAGAUGAUAGUGAGGACGAGAACAGGCAGCAGGAGUCCACUUGAAAUCGCAAGUGGUUUACUCUUGCAGGAUGUGUGAGCCAGCACCAUCGUUUGCCUCUUUCCUUCAUGGGCAAGCGUCUCCAGUGGCUUGUCCUUUGGUUCGGAAGUCUGGUGGUUGUUGACUUGGGCUUGACUUCAUUUUGCAUCUAGACUGACAAGGAAAUCAGAGAAGCAUGGGUUGUAGGGACAGAUGGAAACCCUUGUGAAGCUGAACAGUUGCAACUUGGACACCAUGAUGAUUUGCAGGGCAAAAACUGCACCACUCUUCGCUUGAGCUGCUAGCCUCACAAUUUUUGUGCUCUUCCAGGAGGAAGUUGAUGUCAGCAGAACUGAGCAUAGUUCGCAUUCCAGACUCGUGGCAGGCCACCUGCAGAGCCUCCCCUGUGGACGUCAUGGCCAUAGUGCAGACCCUGCCUGUCUCCAUUGAGUCGGUCUCUGAAGGGGCUGCCCCGCUCCACGCUGGUGCCUGCUCGUCUCCUGCAGCCAUGGGCAGUGUCAGUAGCCUCAUCUCAGGCCGGCCUUGCCACAAAGCCACCACGGAGUUUGGCCCUUUCCGCCUGCCUGGUGGUGCUGGCUCCCAAGAGCCCCUGUGCCACGGGCUUCCCCCCAAGAAGAGCAGCUACACGUAUGCCAGUGAAGAGGACUGGGCUGAGGCCGUCUCUCCCAUCAGCCCCUGCAGUGAUGCCGAGGACCUGCAGGAUGACAAGCCCCGGGUAGGCACCAUCCGGGGACCACCCCCCAAGUUGGUGCCUGUCUCAGGGAAACUUGAGAAGAACAUUGAGAAGACUCUCAUCCGCCCAACGGCCUUCAAGCCGGUCGUGCCCAAGAACCGCAAUCCCCCGCUGCAGGGACACUUGGCGCUGCGCCCUGGCGCCUCGGUGCUCUCCGAGAGCCAAGCUAGUCUUGCCCAGCUCUUCAGCGGCCCUUCUGCAGGCAACACCGAGAAACACAACUCCCUGAGUUGCCGCACCAGCUCCCAUUCCGGAACAAUGUCAGACUCGGGACGCAACUCCCUCUCCAGCUUGCCCACCUACAGUACUGGUUGCAGCCAGCAGAUGGAGCCAGUCAGCAUCUCCAUGGGCCACAUAAACCUCGACAGCCACGGCAGCGGCAGUUCACGGGGCCUCACUGGCCCGUCCAACUCGGACAGCGGGCGCUCAUCGUCGAGCAAGAGUACGGGCUCUCUGAGUGGCCGUGGGCACCCUUCCUCUGACAGCGGCUCCUGUGGCGGGCGCUCACCUGUGCACAGUGGCGCUGAUGAUGCCCUGCUUGUCCAUGAACUUGAGGAGAAGCUGAGGGAGCGUGAAGCUGAGCUGCAGCAUCUGAGGGAGAGCUUGGAUGAGAAUGAGGUGGCCAUCUGCCAGGUCUAUGAGGAGAAGCAGAGGCGCUGUGAGGAGGAGAUGGCAGAGCUGCGGCAGGGCUACACGGCCAAGCUGCAGCAGGCAGCCCAGAAGGCUCAGCGCAGCCAGCAGGUGCUGCAGCUCCAGAUCUUCCAGCUGCAGCAGGAGAAGAAGAAACUGCAAGAGGAUUUUGCCCAGCUGCUGGCAGAACGUGAACUGCUGGAGAAACGCUGCGCCUCCUUUGAGCGGGAGCACACCGAGCUGGGGCCCCGGUUGGAGGAGACCAAAUGGGAGGUGUGCCAGAAGUCAGGCGAGAUCUCGCUCCUCAAGCAGCAGCUGAAGGAGUCUCAGGCAGAGGUGGCGCAGCGGGGCAACGAGCUGGUGCUCCUAAGAGCGCAGCUGCGAGAAGCCCGGGCGGAACUGCAGGCUGGCGAGGAGCAGGCGGUGGGCUUGCAGGAGGUGGCCCGCACCAAAGCCCUGGAGCUGGAGGUCUGCGCCAAUGAGCUGGCCCGGCGCAAGAGUGAGGCUGAGCUGCUGCGGGAGAAGGUGGGGCGGCUGGAGCGUGAACUGGAUGGGCUGCGCAGCGCGGCCGGGGAACUCUGCCCCCUGCUGGCCGAGUGCGACGAGGCAAAAGCCCAACGUCAAGCUGCAGAUUCCUUGCAGGGCUUGCGGGCCCAGGCGGAGCGGCUGCGCAUGGAGCUGCUGUGCGAGCGGCAGCAUGGCGAAGAGCAGCGGGAGGCCUUCCACGCUGAGCGCCUCACCUGGCAAGGGGAAAAGGACAGGGUCAUCCGCUAUCAGAAGCAGCUGCAGCACAACUAUAUCCAGAUGUACCGGCACAACCGUGACUUGGAGCGCCAGUUGCGCCAGCUCAGUCUUGAACUCGAGGCCCGGGACCUGGAUGAGUAUGAGAUGCACGGGGGCGAAGGAAUCUGCUUUGAGGAGAUUGCCGCCACUGAGAUCUGAGCGUGUGCAGUGGGAGCCCAGCAAAGGGGCUACACUGUCCCAAUUUGAUACUGGCCCCUGAGAUUGGAGCGUGCUCACUGGGGACUCCAUCCUGCCUUGAGAAUGGAGUGUGCCUGAGACUCAUGGAGGGAACCUCCUCCUGGAGAGCAUGGUCAUUGUUCCCAGUGGGUAGCGCUUGUUCCACUCUCUUAACGUGGCUGGGGGCCCAGUACGAGCCCCUCCAGCUCAAAAGAUUUCACUGCCAUUGAGAUUUGACUAGGGCUGCUUGAGGCCAGGCAGCUUGGCCUGAUCCAACAAGGGUGGGGAAGCUGACAAAGGGUUUCCAGCAGUAUUUUCCAGACCUGCCUUGGAAGAGAGAGUGGCCAGCCUCUCAAUGCCCCUUUCCUCCCCUUGGAAAGUCCCAGCAGCUCUAUCCCCCCUUUGCUCUGGCUGCUUGCAGAGGCCGUUCUUGAAUGCUGUAGCCCUCUAGGCCCUGGCCUCAUAUUAGGAAGCCUGCUGUUGUGGAAAUGGAUACCAUCGUUUGCCUCCCACUCAUGGGCUGGGGAGGCACUCAAGGCCCUGGGAGUGGGAUGGCCAAAGGUGUGCUUCUCUCUGCUUCCACGGAGUAACCCAGUUGGCCCUCAGCUGCCACUGGCUGGAAAUUGGGCUGAGUUGUCUAUGCGUUGACAGCCAAUUAGCUGCUGAGCCACUUAGUUGAUGGGAUGGAAUUAGCAUCACCUGGUUUUAGGCUGGCUGGAGAAGCUUUUAUACAGGAGGCUCUUCUCUGACCUUUGGCCUGGCCCUGGGCUGUGUGCACUCUGUGCUAAAUAAUCAGCAUUCUGCGCGAUGACAAGCCAAAUUCUGUGAUCAAGUAACUUUGGAUAUAAUUGCUUAUUUUGCAUAGUUUGUAUUGCUCCCAAAAGUCCGGAAGAGGAAGGAGCUUUGCAGGACAUUAAAGCCCUACCCGCUGACAGUGGAAAAUUUGUUAGGCUCCCUCUGGUGCUGGAGACGUGGGCAUUGCCCAAGUGUAUCUUUGCAGCCAGGAGGGCAAGACGUACUCCUAAAACAUUAAAAAGAAGACCAAAACUGAUUCUCAGGAUGCUGAAUUCCAGUCCCAGAGUCUGUGUCUUUUCUGUGUUUGUGUGGAAUUGCAGAAUACAUGCACUCCUGGCCCAAUCUCGCCCAAAGCGUAGUGGGAAGAUCCUGUGCCAAGCCUUUCAAGAGACAGCCUGCUGUCUCCUACGCUGUGGGAACCCAGUGUCCCUGAGCGUCCUUCUUCCAGCAAGGCUAAACUGCCAUACUUGGGCUUCUGGGUCUGCAGCUGUAUGGUAAUACUAUGUGUUCUUACCUCAAGGGGACCAGCGGGGCUGGCUACAGAGGUUGCACCUGUGGCAGUUCAUUCAGACUGUCUCCACACUUGGGGCACUGCUAGGUUCCUGCCUCACCCUCAUUUCUGUGAUACCAAAAGGAUUAUUUUUAUAAGAUGGAUGCCAAAUGCUUGAGCUCUACCUGUGUGGCUGGGAGUGCCCUGAAUUCUGUUUCUUAGGGGCUGGAGAUGCCUCUGCCCUUCCCACGUUGUCAUAUUCUUGAAGUUGCUCCUUGCCAGUCCCUCCUCUGCCCCUCCCCUGGGGACUCUCUGCUGCAUGGGGGCAUGCUCUGUCCUCCCCCCGCCCACCCCCGCCUUGCUUGCCUUUGCUGCUUCUGCUUGGGAACCCAUUUGAGAGUGCCUUUCCUUUGGCCUUGCUGCCUGGGUCUUCCUUCCUCUCUGCCCAGCCCUCCUCCAGCAUGUGCUCUUCUGCCCAGCCCUAACCCUCUUCUGCAGGAUCCCUGAUUGCCCAAGGGUCUACAGAGUCAGAGUUUAUAUGUGACCCCUUCUUUGCCAUAUCCCUCUGGUUUUCCUCUCAGGCCUAACUGGCAGAAUGCCCUGCUGGGUGCUGGUGCUGGCUUUCCUUUAGAUCAGGGGUUCCCAACAACCCUCAGAGGCCAUUGUGGCAGGGGAUGAUGGGAGUUGUCGUUCAACACCAUCUGGGAAACCAAGGUUAGGAACUUCUGCCUUAGAUGAUAUGGGUGGGCUGGUGAGCAUAGUGUCCCAGAAGCUCCAGGUGCUCCUCUCCACCUCCAUCCCAUAGCUCCCUGAUUUAGCUUUUUACACAUCAGGUCCUGUUCUCAAUCUAGCCUGCUCUCUAGAGGGCGCAGUGCUCUGCAAUCCACCUCUUGCUGUGGCUGGCUUAAGAGUAACUGAACAUCAGCACUGCUCUAUCCAGUCCACUGAAGUCCUCAAGGCCACUCCUUUCAAUUCUGCGCCUGCAUCUGUGCCAUUUACUGGCAAUUUUGGAGCUGGAGGAAUUCAGUCAGUGCCCUAUCUCCCACCCCUUGCCCUCCUCUUCAAGUGAUCUGUGAGCUUUUCUGUGGAUGUCUUCAGAGGAUAGCAUUCAGAGGAUAGCAUUAUCUUCAGAGGAUAGCAUUCCUAUUUGUGGAAGAUGGUGCUAGUCUCUUUGAUUGCUGUGGAAAUCCUUCCUGCUCACUAGAGGGCUAUAGUGCUCACUAGCUUUUUCGGCUAUAUUUUAAAAGGGAGCUUUCUAGAUCCCUCUCUUUACCCGGUAAUGUAUGCUUAGGAGAAAGGACAGUCUACUUUCUGGGUGCAUUAAAGCCAUUUCCAGAGGAAGUUGAUUGAGUGGCUCGACAAAACAGCCUUGUAAUCUGCAAGACCAUAAGGUCUCUCUGCUGAACAGGUGCAGCCUUUUCCUACAGACUGGUUAGGCAGGGAAAAUGCAUAUCCCUGUUGUCUCCAGGAGGCUGAAGAGAGGAGCUAGCUUGGCACACAAAUGGCUGAACAGUGGGGUCUCAGAACAGGAAAGGGUUUUCACUCUGGCCCAUGGGAGAGCCAGAGAGCUGGGCAACUGUUGCUCAGAAGUCCAUGCUAUCUCACCUGCCCCGUCACCAGAGUUCCCCCAUGUACAGCUAGUGCUUGAUGUGCCCACUAUGCCAGGCUGGUUUGAUAUCAUUGGCCCGUUCCCUGCAGCUGUGUAAGUACUGAACAAGGAAGCAACUCCUAGAAUGGCAGUGGUCUGGGUGCAAAGCCCAGUAUAGUUUGGCAUCCUGUUUGGGCCACUCUGAGCACGGCAGCACCACUGGUGGGGAAGGGACUUCCUGAUAUCUGCCAGUCUGGGCUAAUCUUGGCUUCAGCUCCUCCUCCUGCAUGCAAAAGGACCAGACUUGGGAUUUGCAGAGGGGGGUGGCAGUGGGGGGAGUGCAUUCCAGCUCUUUGGAGUUCUGGACUGCUUGCAGUGAGAGCUUCCAGCUUUCCUGCUAACUUACGAGAUUCUGCGCAUUCCAAAAGAAGAGGCAACCUCUGCCACCCCUGGCCUUUCUUGCCCUACUGCCCGUGGCGAUGGGAGUGUGUGGGGACACAUACACAUCACUAGACCAAAGGAAAAGCUUGGUGCAUGUCAUUUCUGUGACUGUUGAUUAUCUGCCCCCUCCUCACCACUUUUGGCACCAUUUUGUGUUUUUCUUUAUUUCUUUAUUUCUGAAACUGUAUAUUUUUCCAAGCUGUGUAAAUUUAUUGUACAAACCUAAAGAAAUGUGUGAAUUAAAAAAAAAGAAAAAGAAAAAAGA